Molecule: messenger RNA, 2277 nt
Organism: Pseudopodoces humilis (Tibetan ground-tit)
Lineage: Eukaryota; Metazoa; Chordata; Aves; Passeriformes; Paridae
Source: RefSeq, a predicted model, not a curated record
ACUUUUUCUGGGGGCACCAACACCAUCUGAACCUCGAGGGAAGGGCUCUGGGUGCUGUGUGUGGUUCCACACUGUCCAAGCCUCUUCCUCUCCCCACGGGAGCCAAAGUGACCCGAGUGGGUUUGUGCAGGCGGCGCCUCUGGGGGAGCAGCAGAGGCUGGGCAGCGGAUGUUGGGGUUGGUGAUUCACAGGGGACAGGAAACCAGCAACUGCUCACAAGCCCUGGAGGAACCAGUCCAGCCCCGGCAGCUGCAGCCCAGAGGUGCUGGAGGAGCUGGGACACGUUAGGGAGAGCGGCUGAGGCUGUGGGGUUGGUGACCCUUUAAAGAAGUUCAAGGUCAUCCCUGUAAAACCUCUCUGAAAAGCGACAUUGGUGGAUGUUCCCUCCUCCCUGCUGCUCCUGGCCAUCACCAGCUCCAAGGCUGGAUGUGGCUGGGCCAUGGUGCAGCUGGAGCUGUGGGCGGCCGCGGCGCUGAUGCUGCUCGGGGCGGCCAUCGGCCUCUGCAUCAGGUGCCGGCUCUCAGCUACCAAACGGGAGACACAGCUGAAUGAGUGGAGGAGCCAGCUCGAAAGCCAGCGGAGAUUUGAGGUGAUUCGAUCCCAUACCACUGCAACCCGAAGGCUGGAAAAAAUUAAGGAACCCGAAAACUUAUCAAUAGCAAGGAAAGUCACUGAAGAGCUCCGUGCUUCCCAUCACACUGGAUAUGGGAGCAGGGACGAGUCCAGGUACCAGAAUUUCCUGGCAGAGAACUGCCUGCAAGAAGAUGCUGCCUAUGUGGAGCCCGUAUCUCUGGGAUACUACUACAAUUGCCCCCGGUUCUUCGAUCCACUCCGUGGCAGGUCUCCAGGCAGGCAAGCAGAGAAAGAUGAGGAUGAGGAUUCCUAUUCCUAUGAAAAUGUCACCAUUGGAGCAUCCCAGGGCUCUGAUCCAGAUGAUGCUGCAGACUACGAGAACAGCGUGGCAAUACACACGUGGAAACUCCAGCAAGGGCAGGCCCUGCUGACAGAAAGCCUGGAUGACGAGCCAGACUACAUCAAUGCAGGUCCUGGGUCAGGCCCUGCCCUGCUGUCACAGCAAAGCAUUCUGCACGAAGUCUGAAGAACUCUUUUGCUGAGCUGUAAGAGAGCACCCAGCGAACAUGCACACAGGGAGAGGGGAGAAAUCCAUCCCUCAGUGAAACCUUUUCUCCAAACUGUGCCUGCAAUGACGUAGAAGGGGUGGUACUGAAAGGAAGAAAUGCACUUUUUGAAGCCCCACAGAAGUCCAACUGCAAACCAGCAACUGGAGAAAAAGCACUCUGUCCCCAGCAACCACGGGCAAGCCCCAGGAUCCUCAUCCCCAUCUCAUUUCCCUGCAUGUCCACUCGAAGGUGGCAAUGUUUUCUCCUGUCAGGCAUGAAAUGAAUCCUUAACUUGCUGAGCAGUAAUGCAGCCAGCUACUUAAUCUGUCAGGGUGACUCAUGCACGAUGGUAUUGAGCCAUGGGGAUUACCUUCUGAUUUAGUUCCUGUGCUCUCCUAUAGAAGCAGUUUCCUCUGUGAGAGGAACUGGCAAGGCAGAGGUUGUGUUUAUAACAGCAGUGGUUGUCUGGAGCUGAAUGAGAUUCCAACCUGUUCACAAAAGCUAAAGAAGAUUAAAUGUCUGCCUUAUCCAUGGUUUGUAAUUCACAGUGUUGGUCUCUGGCAGUUUUCUUUGUGUUUCAGUAGCUGUUUUAUAAUGAUACAAAGAACCAGCAGCAAGUGUGAGAGUCAGAUCCACAGCCACCAGCCUCAGAAACUGCCCCAGUCCCUCAAUAUGGCUGUUGGAAUAUCAUCCCAGAAAUUAUAUCCCUAUCUCCUGAGCCCUGAUGCACAGAUCUGGCACUUCUGGAACACUUAUUUAUUAAAACUCAACUCUUUCAAAGAAAAUGAGGUGUUUUGCUAUGGUUUGCAAUGAUAGAUGUCAGCAUGAUCAGGUGACAGAAAUGGGAGGACAUGAGGUGACAUGGAGCAAUGUGCAGGAUCUUAUGGGGAGAAAAUGCAUUAAAAGCCUUCUCAAAAUCAGAUCAGAAAAGCGUGUUUCAGGAAAGAACACAGCCCACACUCACGGUGAGUGAGCAGAGAGAGGGAGUUGAGGGUUAGAGACCUCGGAGUGGGAGAAGGGAUGUCAGGUGCUUCCUGCUGCAAAUGACUUGGCUCUAAUUUUAGCAGAAUCACCAAGAGAGACCACAGGUGCCCACCGUUGCUGCAGCUGAAACAGUGGGUGGGUUGGAGUUUGGCUCAGCAAAAGGUUUGCUAGU